This is a messenger RNA of Pecten maximus, 1841 nucleotides long. RefSeq names its product actin, non-muscle 6.2-like. The record is from RefSeq and is a predicted model, not a curated record. The coding region runs from base 85 to 1212 and encodes 375 amino acids. Lineage: Eukaryota; Metazoa; Mollusca; Bivalvia; Pectinida; Pectinidae. The transcript has 2 exons.
UAUUCAGUUAUACUUGGAGCUAAAGGAGAGAGCACGUAACCUUUCUCAGCAAAAUCAGAUUUUUGACCAAACGAUUCAAUCGCUAUGGAUGACGAAGUCGCCGCAUUGGUAGUGGACAAUGGGUCCGGAAUGUGUAAAGCGGGGUUCGCUGGGGAUGACGCUCCACGUGCAGUGUUUCCAUCCAUAGUUGGACGCCCUAGACAUCAGGGUGUGAUGGUUGGUAUGGGACAGAAGGAUAGCUAUGUCGGUGACGAGGCCCAGAGCAAGAGAGGAAUCCUCACGCUCAAGUACCCCAUUGAACACGGCAUCGUCACAAACUGGGACGACAUGGAGAAGAUCUGGCAUCAUACCUUCUACAACGAGCUCCGUGUGGCUCCAGAGGAACACCCCGUCCUCCUGACAGAGGCUCCCCUCAACCCCAAGGCCAACAGGGAGAAGAUGACUCAGAUCAUGUUCGAGACCUUCAACUCGCCCGCCAUGUACGUCGCCAUUCAGGCUGUCCUCUCCCUAUACGCUUCCGGUCGUACUACAGGUAUCGUUCUGGAUUCUGGGGAUGGUGUCAGCCAUACUGUGCCAAUCUAUGAAGGUUACGCUCUCCCUCAUGCAAUCUUGAGAUUAGAUCUCGCUGGACGAGAUCUCACGGACUAUCUCAUGAAGAUCCUUACGGAACGUGGGUACUCGUUUACAACAACAGCCGAGAGAGAAAUCGUCAGAGAUAUAAAGGAGAAAUUGGCAUAUGUGGCGUUAGAUUUCGACCAGGAAUUGCAGACGGCUGCUUCGUCUUCAAGUCUUGAGAAAAGCUACGAAUUGCCCGAUGGCCAGGUCAUCACUAUUGGAAACGAAAGAUUCAGGUGUUGCGAAGCGCUGUUGCAGCCAUCAUUCUUGGGAAUGGAGAGUUCCGGAAUUCACGAGACAGCAUAUAACAGCAUAAUGAAAUGUGAUGUCGACAUUCGUAAAGACCUUUACGCAAACACCGUUCUUUCCGGCGGAAGUACCAUGUUCCCUGGUUUAGCUGACCGGAUGCAGAAAGAAAUCACUGCUCUGGCACCCCCAACCAUGAAAAUCAAGAUCAUUGCUCCACCAGAGAGAAAAUAUUCCGUCUGGAUUGGUGGAUCCAUAUUGGCUUCUCUGUCCACCUUCCAGCAGAUGUGGAUCAGCAAGCAGGAAUAUGACGAAUCUGGCCCAAGCAUUGUUCAUCGUAAAUGCUUCUAAGCGUCUGUAGGACACUGAAUACUUUUAUACGAAACUAACUUUCUUGCAAGAGCAACAUCACCAAGAGUUGCUACCGAAUAAUUCACGAUUUUGAAAGUUAUGGUCACGUGACUGAGCUUAAUGUAGAAACAGACAGCCUUCUAUUACAGGUUAAACGAUGUUCGUGAAUUAUCGCUAUUUUCAUCGGAUGUUAUCUUCCAUGGAAAGCGUGAAACGAUUUCCGGCCUCGUUAGGCAAUGGCGCAGAUUCCCUGUGUUUUAAAUCCUUUAUGAUGUAAUUCAAAAAUGACUCUUUGCGUUUAAUUAAAACAUCUAUUAACAUGUAUAUAUAAUUAAUCUUUUCUUGCAUUCUUCAGUUCUAUACAUCAACGUAAAUUUAUUUAUCUGUAUAUCAUGAUGUAAUGUGAUUUGCCCGUUGCAUUUUUCGUACUAAAUUGUUAAUAAAAAGAAUUUAGGUUAAACCAUGUUAUGACAAUGUGCGUGUUUUAACAUAAUAAACAUUUAUAUUGAAUAACAUACAACCCGGAAAAGUACGUUUAAGACAUCUUUAUAUUUUUAUAAAAAUUUAGAAAAUCUUCCUGCUGAGAUGUCUGUCAAUGUUUAUGUAAUAAAUUUUUAUUCUGUACCUAA